AGGCUGUCCACAGAGCAUGCACAUCAUGCAUCAUCGUGCACAUGCGCUGCCCGCAGAGUCGGCGCAGACUGCAGCGGCGCAGCCUGACCUGUUUCCUAUGUAACAGUACGGUACCUACCUAGGUAUUUCUUUUGUUUGCUGGGUAGUGAGGCCGCAUUCUCGGCUUUGAGAGUUGGUAGGUACCUACCUGCUGGUGCCAGCAGCAGCUGGACAUCCCAGGCCCAGGCAGCGAGCGGUGGACCAAAAGCAUCACCAAAUUUGGCAGGCCGCGCUGCAUGGACCAGGAGCACUGGAUUUAUCUGGGCAUUGAGCCAACGGCAACCCCGUAGAUAAACCAUGUGGAAAUAUCUGGGCUAAGCAUUCUCUGGAUUGGUGUCACCGUUUUGUGUUUAGGAGCUUUCAGCAACGUCAAUACCUAUUCUCCUUUUCUUACUGCCCAACCACACCCCAACUGCCUGCAAUAGGCGGCUUGAAACAAGUUUAUCAAGGCCCCUAUCUGAGCAUAACGAGAAUGUCUGCCGAUCACAACGCUGAAGGACAAGUCAUCAAACGCCUGAGUUUUGGGGACAUGUCCUCGCACCAGUUGCUCCAAGGAGAGGAGGCGACCUGUCAGAGACAUGAUCUUAGGGACCAUGACAGACCUGAUCCGGAUGCUGAAAAUGAUGAGAAUACUUUUGAAGAAGCUCGGAGGGGACCAGCAAUGCAAUUCAAAUCAUUGAGGGACAAACAAGCAGAUUACCACAGGGCUUUGGAGGAGAUUCGCCCAACAAGUUGUCGCUUCAAUGCUCUCGAAGAAGCUGCCCGGGCAGAAUACAGAGAGACAGGUCCUGGAAAGCUGGCUAGCCUCAAGGACCAGUUCUCAAAAUACAAAUUUGAAUACGUGGAGCUGGAAACCAAAGAGCACUUUGUCAGGGCAAUUGCUGAAGAAGGGGACAGGGUGCUUGCGGGCGAAGAGGUCAAGGGUUCAUUUCUUCUGGAGGGGGUUGUUGGCAAUCAGAAAGCCAAGGUGCAAGAGCUCAAGAGGCAGAAGGAACAGACUGGCCUAGCCAUCAACAACAUCAUCGAUCAGAUCGCCGCAGAGAUGAGUGAGCUGGAGAAGGAGCAGCAUGUGGUAGCAGCGGAACUUGAAGCCUGUGAAGAUGCGUUGCAAUCUUGGGAGCGGACACAGGACGCCUUGGCAGCGGCUGAGAGCGGAGAAAACAAGGAGGAUCUGGAGGAUCUUCACGCUCAGCAGGAGGUUCAAAUACGAACACUUGCAGAGCAGGAGUUGGCUGCCAAGCAAGCAGGGGCGCAAAACAAAGAGGAUGCUGACCAAUUGGCAGAAGAGAUUGCAGCGCUCCAAGGAAGGUUACAAGAAGCCCAGGCAGAGAGCCUGAGGCUAGAGCAAGCUGCUGAACAGGUUGGGAGAGUCAGCAGGAGCACGGAAGUGUACGAGGAGAUGCUGAAGCUUCUGCACGGCCUGGCGGGCAUUUCUUUGACUGCUUUCACGGACCGCCAGCUGCACUUCCUGAUGACUACCCACAUCACGGCGCCGAGCAGCCGGACUGGCAAGCUCAAGCACGUGCCAGUCGAGCACGACCUCGUGGUGGCCCUGCAUCCGGACACGUCCGAGAUUGAGGAUGCGAUGCUCUCUCCUGCUGACGUGGACAUCUCCGACAUUGUGGCCACUGUGCGGGGCACGCAGCGGUUGGACGCCCUGGUGCGCGAGCUGCGCCAGAGGGCGAGCUGCUACGCCGUGCGGAAGGAUCAGGUCGGACGGGCCACGAGAACCACCAAGUACAAAAUGCGGACGGACGACACCACCAUGAUCCAGGUUGCCCUUCCUGCUACCAAUGUUGUCGCAAACGUCGACGCCCCUUAUGAUUGGCCAAGCCCCGGUGUGCCGCUGAGGUUGGAGUCGCUGCUAACUCGCAAGGGAAGCCCCGCCUUUCAAGACGAAGUCCUCGAGAUGGUUCAGGAUCGGAUUAAGAACUCCGUGGCAGCACAGGAAGGGGACCUCAUCUCUUUCGUGCAGAGUAUUGAGCUCGAACUUCAGAAACUUGAGCUCGUUUGAAGCGCGUGCGAGAUACUCCAGAUUUACGUCCCUACCCGUCAAGUCACGAUAUCUCCCGGUUCUGUUGUGUACGAAAUAACCAAUGGACAGACUGCCUGGUGCAUUUGAACUGGUGCCCACGUUCGUAUGCUAACUCCGCU
Molecule: messenger RNA, 2193 nt
Organism: Klebsormidium nitens
Lineage: Eukaryota; Viridiplantae; Streptophyta; Klebsormidiophyceae; Klebsormidiales; Klebsormidiaceae
Source: the annotation of a GenBank genome assembly